AUGCCUUCCGACACGGUCAAGCCCGGCUACAUCAGUAAGCCGGAUUCCACUAAGUACCCUCACAACUCGCCGGGCCAUAACUCAAACAUCGGGUACGGUAAGCCUCGAGAGCCUUCCACCGAUGCCUCCAACUCCAGCUCUGGCUCAAGCAACCCCUACACGAAGCCCUCUUCGGGGGAUACUUUCAUGGGGAAGAAGUAG
Molecule: messenger RNA, 201 nt
Organism: Anthostomella pinea
Lineage: Eukaryota; Fungi; Ascomycota; Sordariomycetes; Xylariales; Xylariaceae
Source: the annotation of a GenBank genome assembly